Molecule: messenger RNA, 299 nt
Organism: Penaeus vannamei (Pacific white shrimp)
Lineage: Eukaryota; Metazoa; Arthropoda; Malacostraca; Decapoda; Penaeidae
Source: RefSeq, a predicted model, not a curated record
GGAAAGACUUCUUCGGGAAGAGCGACUUCAAAUAUCACAUGCGGAUCCACAAGAAGGAACAGCCGUACAUGUGCUUCGCGUGCGGCCGCGAGUUCUCCCACCUGAGCCACCUGCACCGCCACGAGAGGAUCCACACAGGGGAACGCCCCCACAAGUGCCCUUACUGCCCGAAGAAGUUUAUCCAGCUGGUGACGCUGAAGAUCCACCUGAAGAAGCACGAGAAGCUGGCUCCCGAAGAGCUGAAGCCUGCAGACGAGGGCUUGCGAGGGAAGGAGGAAGUGGUCUCAACCUGGGCCUAG